AUGGAUGACUUGAAUGCAAGAUAUAAUGGCUUGAUUGAGGCAAGGAAAAAUGUUCGCAAUCACAGUGGAUCUGAUGGAAGGUGCAUGACCUUUUGCCCGGAGGUUGAGGGUUUAGAACGGACACUCAAGAAUGAUGUAUCAGCAUAUGAAAAUGAAGUUAUGGUGAAGAAGCAUCGUAAACCAAUACCUGGAUCUGGAAGAGAGCAUAUUGACGAUAUAAGGCCUAUGAAUGUAUUGUGUAAUGUUGUUGAUCACCUUAUUAAACUAAGCAUGCGAAAUCAAAGUAUACAGAUGUAUAAGUUUGUGGACAACAGAUUCAAGGCUGUUUUAAGCGAUCUUAGGUUUCAGAAAGGAAGCUGUGCAGGUGUAGCAAGUGUGGUUGAGAAGAUUGUACGUAUAUAUACUGUUUUCCGGUACAUCUUGUAUAAUCAUCCACAUUUUGAUAGAGACAUGAAUAUUAGCCAGAUGAAGCGAAUAUUGGGAGAUCUUCUGAAGUAUUACGACCAAGAUGAUACUGUCAGUGACGAAGAUUUGUGGAGAAGAGAACAAUACCGUUGUUACUACAUGCUUGUGAAUUUGGAUUCUAAGUGUUUUCCAGUAAUGAAUAGGCAUGUACAUGGGCCAAUGAUGAAUGUGUGCAGCGAUGUGAUGGUGAAGUAUAGACAAGGCAACAUCUAUGGGUUUUUGAAGGAGAUUAGAAGAUUGGAUUUUCUUGGAUUCUGCAUAGCACAAGGGUUUACAGGAACACUCAGAAUGAGGUGUGCAGAUGGUUUUAAGAAGGUAUUGGUUGAGAAGCUGAGUGUUGAGGCGAUGAGAGAUUUUUUUGAGCUUGAGCAGGAUGAGAUGAUAGAAAUGAUGAGAUUGAAUGGAAUUGUUGUGAAAGCAGGAAUAGUUGAUUUUGAGAGCAAAGGUGUGAAUGAAGAUUCAAAGUCUUCUAUGGUAUUUAAGAAGCUUUUGACGCAUGUAAGGCAUCCUGAAUGUUUUAUGCCGUUAGAAUGUGCUGAAUAUGAAAUAUUCAGGUAUGCAUUGCGUAAGAUCGUGUACAGAAGGAUAGAAAGAUUGACAUGUGUGCAAGAAGUGAGUAAUGGAAUGAAAUAUUCAAUGAAUGACAGUGAUAAUGAUUUGAAUACACAUGACAUACAUGAAAUUAUGCUAGAAGAAGCACAAACAAAAUAUGUUAUUAAGAAUGAAAGAUCAAUAGGCAAUCUGGAUGGAGAACGAACGGAUAUGCACAUACAAAAGGAAGUUAUAAGAAGUGUUUGUAUGGAAAUUCUUGAUGAGUUUGUGAAUGCAAGCGUGAUUAGGUUUGUGAGCGAAACUAUACGUAAGAGACUUUUACAAGGAUAUUUUUUAGAAUGGCAAAGGAAAGCAUUUGCACAAAGUAAAUGCAGUGAUAUGCUAUUGGUUGUUCUUGAUAGAAGGAUUUUAUCUGUGACAUUCAAAGACAAGCUUUACAAAUCCAUACUAAGAACGUUUAUGCCUAAAUUUAUGUAUGCAGAUGAAGUAAGUGUUGAUGAAGUGCUUGGACACAGGUUGUGCGUGUUUUCAGCACCUCAAUGUAUACAUGCACAAAUAUAUGAUAAGUAUCGCAUGGGGAACAUAAUUGUCGAUACGCCGCAUAAUCUUAGCAAAAGAACGGAUGAGAUAUAUGCGAGAAUGAUAAGUAGCAGUAGAGUGAUUAAGGGAAGAUUAGCAAAUAUUGUUGAGAGCAUGUGCAAGAGCAAGGCGAUAGAGGUGAUUAUUGAGCUGGCUAGCAAUGAUAAGAAUGAUGAUAUGAUCGAGGAGAAUCUGUCCUUGAUUUCAAAUGACAAGCCAUUAAUAGACUGUGAUGUAUAUUAUGAAGAGGAUGAGAUGGACCAUUUGUUUUGUGUAUAA
Ordospora colligata OC4 is the source of this 1875-nucleotide messenger RNA. RefSeq names its product nuclear protein export factor. Gene Ontology annotation, biological process: mRNA export from nucleus. Gene Ontology annotation, cellular component: cytoplasm; nucleus; transcription export complex 2. The record is from RefSeq and is a predicted model, not a curated record. Bases 1 to 1875 code for a protein of 624 amino acids. NCBI's taxonomy places the organism in Eukaryota, Fungi, Microsporidia, Ordosporidae. The transcript has a single exon.